This is a messenger RNA of Lycium ferocissimum, 976 nucleotides long. RefSeq names its product ATP synthase subunit b', chloroplastic-like. The transcript has a single exon. The record is from RefSeq and is a predicted model, not a curated record. Bases 131 to 802 code for a protein of 223 amino acids. Lineage: Eukaryota; Viridiplantae; Streptophyta; Magnoliopsida; Solanales; Solanaceae. Gene Ontology annotation, biological process: proton motive force-driven ATP synthesis. Gene Ontology annotation, molecular function: proton transmembrane transporter activity.
CAAAAAUAUCAAGAACCGGACUCUCUAGAAAGAGAGAAAAAAAUUACAACUGCAAAAUCCCAAGUUCUAUUUUCAUAUCUACCACUCCUACUUGCACAAGAACAGAAAGAUUAGGAAAAAAAAAUAAAAAAUGGCCAACAUGGUGAUGAGUUCCUCCAAAACCUUAGUCACUUCUUCAUCCUCCACCAUCCCACCAUCUCCAAGAUUCAACCUUUCCCUCCCUCAAAUCCCUUUUCCAAAACUACCCCUCCCAAAAUCACCAAAAUCCCUCAAACCCCUCUCCCUCCCAUCAAACCUCAAGUCCAUUUCAGUCAUUCUUGCAAGCUCACUAGCCAUAGCACCACCUUCACUAGCAGAAGAAAUAGAAAAAGCUUCUCUUUUUGACUUCAACCUUACACUCCCUAUCAUGAUGGCUGAAUUCCUUUUUCUCAUGUUUGCUUUAGACAAGAUUUACUUCAGCCCAUUAGGGAACUUCAUGGAUGAAAGAGAUUCUUCCAUUAAAGAGAAACUGAGCAGUGUGAAGGACACAUCUAGUGAAGUGAAGCAACUUGAAGAUCAAGCUAAUGCAAUUAUGAAGGCUGCAAGAGCUGAGAUAUCAGCAGCAUUGAACAAGAUGAAGAAGGAAACUCAGUUAGAAGUUGAACAGAAGAUUGGUGAAGGAAGGAAGAAAGUUGAGGCUGAGUUACAAGAAGCUUUGGCUAGCUUGGAGAAACAAAAGGAAGAGACUAUUAAGAGUCUUGAUUCUCAGAUUGCUACUCUUAGUGAUGAAAUUGUCAAGAAGGUCCUUCCUGUCAGUAACUAAAUCUGCAAAUUUGUAACCUUUUUUGGGGGUUGGUAACAUUCAGAUUACUGUUUGAUCAAGGAUAUAUAAAUGUGAAAUACGUGGUCUGUUUAUAUGGUGAAUCUCAUGUAGUGUAUCUACAUCUUGGUUUUCAUUGCCUGCUUUUGGUAAUAUGAGGUUUGUUAGUAGCAGUAA